This is a messenger RNA of Selaginella moellendorffii, 1607 nucleotides long. RefSeq names its product rosmarinate synthase. The coding region runs from base 206 to 1528 and encodes 440 amino acids. The record is from RefSeq and is a predicted model, not a curated record. NCBI's taxonomy places the organism in Eukaryota, Viridiplantae, Streptophyta, Lycopodiopsida, Selaginellales, Selaginellaceae. The transcript has 2 exons.
CUGAUUGAUUAGUCAUGUCGGUUGUAAGAGAAUGGAAAUAGUUCUGGCGGGGCUCGAACCCGCGACCUUCGGCUCAUAAGACCAACGCUCUGACCAAUUGAGCUACAGAACUUUUUGGAAAACAAAACCAUUUUUUGCCCUUAAACAGGUUAAUCUCGAAAGCAUAAAAGAAGAAUAUUCGCAAAGAGAAACUCUGUUCUUUCAUAUGGUUUCGAUCGUCUCGAGCGAGAUGAUCCAGCCCGCGGCGGCGAUCCCUCCUGCUAGAUUCGAGCUCACCGCAUUCGACAGGAUCAUGAGGUACGUGCCAUACCAGAAGCGCGUGCUCUUCUUCGCGGCGCCGCCUGGAGUGGAGGAUGAUCUCUUCGCUCGAGUGAUGGGCGAUCUCAAGAGGAGCCUGGCCGAGGCGCUGGUGGUGUUCUAUCCCCUUGCCGGGCGGAUGCGAUCCACCGGCGAGACGCUCGAAGGGCUGGAGCUGGAUUGCACGAGCGAUCGCGGCGUGAAGCUGAGCGUCGCGGAGGCAUCGAUGCGGCUGGGCGAUCUCGCUCCGGAUUUCGAGCCAUCCAAGUUCUGUGAUUCCCUGUCUGAGAUUGGAUCCCCAGAGCCGGCCCAUCCCUGGAAGCCCGAGGAUCCCUUGCUCUUCGUCCAGGUGACGAGAUUCCAGUGUGGAGGCCUCAGCAUUGGAGUCGCGUUUAGCCACCAGGCCAUGGACGGGAUCAGCGCCUGGAGAUUCAUCGCCUGCUGGGCCAAGCUCGCGAGAUCCGGCCUCGACCAGGGCUCCCUCUCCCCGAAAGAGAUCCCUGGUCCAUUCUACAGCUACAACGAAGAAACUCCAGCCAUGGAUCGAGAUGAGCUACUCGCGGCUGGAGCCGCCGGUGGAUUCUUGCCACUGGAGAGCGCCAAAUCCAUGCCGCCGCUACCGCUUGGCACCAAGAUCUUCAAGCUGGAUCGAGCCGCGAUCGAGAGCCUCAAGAUCGAGGCUGGCAUCUCGGCCAGCGACGGCAAGAGAUUCACCACGUACGAGGUCGUGUGCGCGAAUUUCUGGAAGAGGAUGACGAUCGCGAGAGCUCUUCCCAGUGGAUCGGCAUCGAAUUUCAUCAUCCUCGCCAGCGGCCGCGGCAAGAUGGAAUCCGUCCCCGAAUCCUACUUCGGCAACGCCGUGAUCUACUCCUUGGUGAGCGCCGCCGCCGAGGAGCUCGAUCGAGAGCCCCUCUCCCACGCCGCCGAGCUGAUCCACCGGGCAAUCGCGGCGGGCGACGAGCAGAGAGCCAAGAAGAUCACAGCAUUCAUGGACCGAGAGAUUGCAAGGCUCGUCACACGAUACCGGAUCUAUCCCUUCCACAUCGUCGUGAGCUCCCCGCGGCAUCCGGUGAUGGAGUGUGACUUUGGAUUUGGGCGGCCGCUGGGGUCGAGCUUUGGGACCAAUGAUCUCCACGAGGGCAAGAUCUACCUCUUCCCUUCCGCGGAAAUGGACGGCGGGAUGAGCGUCACGGUCGUGUUACAGCCUGACGCCAUCCAACGCCUCACAUGAUGACACGCUAAUUUAACAAUACGUUGAUAAAUGUUAUAAAAGUUUAACUUUUAUAAUAUAUUUUGACAUUCGAGCCUCA